AUGGUCACUGAUGCUAAGAAGAGGAAAAAUCAGAAAAAGAAGCUCAAAAAUAAGCAGAAGAGAGCUUCUUUAGUAAGUGGUUCAACCUCUGAUGAACCGAUAACACAGGAUAAGCCUCUUUCUCAAUCAAUUUCUGCACCGGAAUCAGUCGAGAAAGCUCAUUCCACAAGUCACGUGAGUAGUACAAGCAUCGAUAGCCAGUUGGAUGAAGGAUCAGAAGAGCUUUUGGACAACAAAGUAUCGCAUAAUGAACAUUCUGUAUUGGUCGCUUCUAAUCAGCUGCUAAAGGAUGCGUCCUUUGAAGAGAAUCCUAUCGCUCAUAAGAAUAUGAUUCUACCUGAGGAACACAUAGUUCCAGAGGUUCCAGAAACCACUGUAGAGAAGCUAUCAGUUCCUCCGUUUGAGGAAGAGAUGAAAGAUGCCGAAAUCCAAGAGUCAACUACAAGUCAAAUUGAACAAGAAGUUACAGCUAUUCCUCAAUCAUAUCCAAAAGCAGAUGCUGAGGAACCGGAGGACCAAUCCGACGUUCAACAUGGUCCAGUAAAUCCUGAAGCUCAAACAGAGGCUCAAUAUUCUCCACAUGAACCAGUCGCAGAACAAAUGGAAGAUCCAGAAGUUCAAGAAAUUGUAGCAGAACCGGAGGUUGAAACAGCGGUUCGUUAUUCUCCAGAAGAGCCAGUCGCAGAACAAGUGGCAGAACCAGAAGUUCAGCAUGGUCCAGUAGAUCCUGAAGCUCAAACAGAGGCUCAAUAUUCUCCACAUGAACCAAUCGCAGAACAAAUGGAAGAUCCAGAAGUUCAAGAAAUUAUAGCAGAACCGGAGGUUGAAACAGAGGCUGGUUAUUCUCCAGAAGAGCCGGUCGCAGAACAAGUGGCAGAAUCAGAAGUUCAUCAUGGUCCAGUAGAUCCUGAAGCCCAAACAGAGGCUCAAUAUUCUCCACAUGAACCAGUCGCAGAACAAAUGGAAGAUCCAGAAGUUCAAGAAAUUGUAGCAGAACCGGAGGUUGAAACAGCGGUUCGUUAUUCUCCAGAAGAGCCAGUCGCAGAACAAGUGGCAGAACCAGAAGUUCAGCAUGCUCCGGUGGAUCCAGAGGCUCACUUUGAGAUUCAGUAUUCCUCAACAGAACCAAAGGUCCGUGAGCCAGUAUCAGAAGCAGCAACAGAAGUAAAUGCUCAACCAGAAACUCAAUAUUUCUCAAAGGAGUCCAUGACUGAAUCCAUACAAAAAGAUACCGAAAGUUCAUUGAAUGAAAAUAUUGUUGAACUAUCUCAGGAAACGCCAGGGGCGUCCAAUGUAAACACGUCAGUCCUAGCAGUCCAAAAUUCAGAGCAUGUAACUACUGUGGCAGAUUCGCAUAUAGAAGACCUAUUCGGGAAUAACGAUGCGCAUGAAGGAUCAGACUUUUUUGCCGCGAUUGGCACUAACCCAACACCUGCGCCUACAACUCAAGAUAGCUUGGCUACUAAUUCUGAGCCAGGUGUAUCGGUACCAUCUAACGCUUUCACUGAGCAUUCAAAACUUGUUAACGAUGCAAAAAAUGAAGUUAGUGAACUGUUCUCUUCAAGUUCUGAUAAUAACGUCGAUUAUUCGUGGCUAAAUCAGACAGAACAACAAAAACCUCAAGGUCAAGACAAUUCUUCGGGAAAUUCAAUAAAUAAUGAAAAACUCACCUCUCCCCAAACUUCAACAGUUAGGCCUAAUAUAGAUGCUAUUUUUGAUGAUGAUUCUGAUCUUUUGCCCUCUGACGAUGAUGCACAUUUAGAAGAAGUUUUGAAACCUGAAUUAAAUUCAUCAGCAGGCCAAAAUGAAGAUGAUGCACAAGACGAUCAGGAAACUUCUAUUCACAAUGACAAAAUUGCUGGCGAUGAGCUCUUUAGUGGCUUAAAUGAAGAGGACCAUGAAUCUUUACCAUGGGAAAAUGAACCUUCGGUCGCUCAAAAUACACGAGCUUCAUCAGAAGGCCCGGCGAAAUUCUCUUUCUUAGAUAAUGAUAAUGAUUUGUUGGAUGACGAAGAUAGUCUUUUGGAUUCUGACGAGAAUGAGAGUAUCAAUUUAUCAUCGAUAGAAAAGAAGAGUGAAAAAAAUAGGAAUUACGUACCUUCUGUUACUUCUUCUUCCACCUCUCAUGUAAAUCCUCAUCAAUAUCAACCACAUGGAAACCCUUAUGAGCCGAAAAUAGGUCUUGGAGCUAAUAUACAACAACAAGGGGUGUCUAUCUCACAGUCAUCAUCUUACGCGUACCCUGCCAAUCCUGCAUCUGUACCAGUUGUUCCAGGCGUAGUGAAACCAAAACUAAUUAACAAUUUUGAUACACCGAAUGCUUCUAACCACAACGUCCUUGACCUGCAAAAGAAAUUGGAUGAAGCAAAACAUAAAACGGAUGCAUACGACUUUCCAUUGGACUUAGUAAAACAAGAUAUUAAACGCGGUAAGCCUGUUCGUGUCACAAGCCCAAUCUUUUCUUCGAAACAAACCUCGUUUCCAAGUUCUGCUAGCCAGAAAUCGUCUGUGGUCCCUCCGGUUAGAACUUUAUCCACGAACCAUAAAUCUCCAAAGCCACAAAAGCCGUUUUAUGCGGAACUUCCAAUAAACGAGAUGAAACCUACGCGAGCAGCCCCUGUUCGAGUAGCUUCUCAAAAUAAUUAUGCUCCAACGUUAUUAUCAAAGGCAUCAUCGUCUUCCGUGCUGUCAGUACCAGGUCAUCAAAGAAUAAAUAGUGCCGAGCCACCAGUUAAUCCUUAUGCUCCCAAACUUCAAUCAGAGACUGUAAACUCACAAGUCACUCCAAAUAUUGGACAACAUGGGAUGGGCAAUGUUGCAGUUCCUAAUUCCUUUGGAACAGUAAGAUCGCCUUACGGUAACAAUCCUGAACAGCAAAACGAGACUAUCCCCCCAUCAGGCAGAGGUCCUAUUAACCCAUAUGCCCCUGUUUCAAAUAAUGUUCCAGUCAGCACUGUAAAGAGUACACCAUAUAGUCCAAGCCAACCAAUGAAAUCAUCAACCCGCAACAACUUAUCCAUCAGUAGCACAGGUUCUUUCAAAGGGAAACCAAGCCUUACAGUUCCUAUUCCAUUACCCGGUGAAUCAAGCACCUACAAUUUUCCGGCUACUUCUGUUACAAAUGGACCUUCGCAAGGAAUCUCAAAUAUAUCAACUAACGUCCCAGCUGUCCUUUCACCUAAUAGUGCAUCUUCAGUAAACUCAACUAGAAGAACACACGCGCGCUCCAAUUCUAGCAUAUAUGCACCGGCAAAUCAUGCACAUAGUAGCAAAUAUGCUCCCACGGUACAGCCACAGUUCCAACAGCAACAACAGCAAUAUCAAAAUCAUCCUCAGCUAUCCCACCAACAACAGCAACAACAACCAUCUCUACCCAGUGGCGGGGCCGUAUUAGCUCCAAAUCUCCCAAUCCACGGCUUAACUUCGUACCCUCAGCCAGAUAUUACAACAAUAAAGCCACCUCAUAUGAAUACCGUCACGACAAAUGAAAUCACAAGCAAUGCUCCUAGACAUGUAGACAAUUCUUAUAUUAUGCGUCGUCAAUUCCCAAUUUUCCAUUGGGGUAAGUCUUCUAAAAUUGUGUCUGCUUUACCAACUUCUCAGGGAUAUAUGAGUGGUGUAGAACCAAAGAUAGAAUCUAUUAAUAUACUCACCCAUGAUUCGGUUAUAUCUCUUGAUAAAACACUAGAGCAAUAUCCCGGACCAUUGAUCAGAGGGAAGUCAAAAGUUAAAGAUAUAGUCAAAUGGAUUGAAAUAUAUUUAGAGGAGAGCAAAAAUAGAGGGGCUAGUGACUUAAUUGUCUUGCUAGAGAUUUUAAAGUUAAGACUAGAGCCUAACUACUCAUUCAAGAAUGUGAACAAUGUAUUAUACGAUUCGAGUGUUUUGCUACCUUAUCUUUCUCAACCCUUUACAAGUAGAAUAUCAGAGCCAAACGCCUAUAAACUUGAUAAUGCGUCCCUAGUUCGAAUUCUGACAUUGUUGCAAACUGGCGCCCAUGACGACGCUUUAAAACUUUCAUUGGAUCUAAAAGACUAUGCCAUGUCAUUAUUACUAGGAAGUAUUUUAGGGAAAGACAAGUGGUCAUCAGUUGUGGACCAAUAUUUAACGCAAGAGUUUGAGGAGGGAAGUGAUAAUGAUAUAUCUUCGAUAUAUCUAUUGGGAACCAUAUUUCAAGUUUUCAUUGGAAAUUCGAAAAAGGUAAUUGACUCUUUUAGAACGAGCCCUCAAAAAAUGGAAUGGGCGUCAAAUAAUUGGCGUCUAUUAUUAUCGUGCGUUUUGAAUAACGUUGAUGAAGUUUCAUCAAAUGGUCCUCUUUCGCCACUUGUUGUGGAGUUUCUUCUUCAAUAUGGUGAAUUUUUGGUUGGAAGACAAUUAUUGAUACCAGCAUCUAUUGCUUUUAUUCUUGCAGAUAUACCUAUGUCCGAAGAGCCAUUGAUACCUGGAUCUACAAUUACUUUUGAAGCCAUUGGAAGUGCGAAUGCUUUUGAAAGCUUGAUGUUAUCCGAGAUUUACGAAUUUAGUUACAAGCAGAAAGAUUCUUCAUUUUCCGGGUUUACUUCGCUGGCAACUCAAAAAAUUAUACAUGCUGCGGCAUUAAGUGACUACGGUUUGAAUGCCUUGGCUACUAAAUACCUGGACACCGUUCAAGGAUUAUUGAAAUUGUUACCAAAAAACACUGAAGCAUCCCUCAAUAUUCUUCGUUUUAUUGAAGAUAUUAGUAACCAACUUUCUUCCAACAGUAUUGGAUGGUUAGGAAAGCCAAAAUUGAGCAGUGUGUGGGGUCAACUUGAUAAAUCUUUCAACAAAUUUAUUGGUGGUGAUACAGAUAUUGAUGAGCAAGAAGCUAUAGGUGUAGAAGAGAAAGUAUUUGAAAAAUUUACACCAACUACUUCAAGAAAUCCAUCUAUGGUCGAUCUAUCUCAAUCAGCAGCUUACUUUACACCUGCGUUGAAUCGCUCACAUAUUAGUCAACCUCAUUCCACUACAAACUCGGCAAUGAAAGCUCCUCUCAAAAAGAAUUCUUCGAGUAUAAUGCCAAGUAGAGAUUUGUCUUCCAAAUAUGGUCCACCUGAAACGCGUCACCUAAUUUCAUAUAAGGGAGAAACACAUGGGCAUGUUUCAAAUCCAGAUUCUUCUUAUGGUAAUCCAUCUAUGCCUGGUUUAAACAAGCCUGUGCAGUUUGAGUCGCCAUAUGGUACCAGAAAUCCCCAAAUUCACCAACAUGAAUCACCAUACCAUCCUCGCAUGAAUUCUUCAUCAGAUUCUCAUUUACCUCUAUUAACGCAACCUACUUUCCCAAUUAGUAAGCAUGCUCAUUCGAAUAGCAACUCGUCGGCUUCAUCUUAUAAAGAACAGCUUCACCCAGUGAAACCUCCGCUACAUCGUGUAUCCAGUUCAAAUAUUCAAUCUACGGUUAAACAAACAUAUCCAGCGAAAAAUCAAACAUCUAAUAGUUCUAAGACUCUACCACUGGAGUCAUUAUUUGAUGAAACAGUAACCACCAAUUCUACAAAUGAUUCUGCCAGAACAUCUGUAGUCGCACCUUCACAGAGUUAUGAAGAGCGCAACCAAUUGCCUGUAGAUGAAGUUGUAGAAGAAAUUGAGCAUGAGAUUGAUGCAGAAUUAGAUGAGCUUCAGCAUUCCGAAUUUUCGGACGAUAAUAUUAGCCGCAAUAUGGAAGAAAAUGUAAGAUCUGACUUUAGGCCUGAUUUUGAAAGUAUUUCGAACGCCCCUCCUGUACUAACUUCGCAUAAAAAUGGUGAAGAGCAGAGUCAAUCUGAGGCCACUUCCUCAACGUCACUUAAGAAUGGACACUCUCGUCAACCAAGUAUUCCUAAAGUGGAACCCUUGAACCCUUACGCACCUAAAGCCAAGGAAAGCUCUUUUUCAGGAGUGGGUAAACGUUCGAAAAAUCCUUAUGCUCCAUCAUCAGUUUCGCAUACAGGAUCAUCGGUUUCGGAUAUAAGAAAUAGAUCACCACAUGUUGCUGAUGCUUCGCCUCCGGUAGAAUCUAGUCCCAGAUGGACCAACUCCGAAAAUACACCUGAUAACUACAAUCCACCUAAUCGUGCGGCUUAUGAAAAUGUUAACAAUAGAGAAAGUGACAUUGUGUGGGAGAAUAACUUGAAAGACUCGUCGAGCCGUGCUUUUACUCCUCCUAUCGCUGAAAGCAGAGAAAAUUCAAUGUUAGUUACUGGGCUGCCACCACACCUCCAAGAAAACUCCUCUGAACUACCCUUAUCUGAAAUUAAAGAUCCUGUUAUUAGGCCAGUAAAAUCAUCUAGUGUUACUCCGCUGAUAGUUGAUGAUGAGGAUAACGAGGAAUAUUAUGAUGACGUUGUGGAGGACACAGAUGAUGAUGAUGAGGAACAGAUAUCUAUAUCAUCAAUCAAAAAGGAAAUGUCAGAUAACCGUAUAAAGGAAAACCAGAAACAACAGCAGCAGCAGCAGCAGCAGCAGCAGAAAGAUAUCGAUGAAGUAGAGCCCUUGAGCGAUGAAGAAGAUACGAAAAAGGCGGAUGAUAAGAAAAAGCAACAUCAAGCAUCAAGUGGUUGGUUAGGUUGGUUUAAGAAGGAUCCUAACGAAAAGAAGCCCAUUAAAGCAAAAUUAGGCCAUAAGAAUAACUUCUAUUACGAUGAAAAACUGAAAAGGUGGAUCAACAAAGACGCUACUGAGGAAGAAAAGGUGAAAGUUGCAACUCCUCCACCUCCUCCCCCAAUUGUAAAGCGUAAAAUAUCUCAGACGCCCGAAAUUAAACCACGUCAAGGUUCAGUAGUUGGUGGUCCUGCAUUGCGGACAGCGCAUGCUGUUAUGCCGACGAACCCUCUAACAGGAAAGCCACUGGAUCCAAUCAAGGAUUUAACUGAUACAGUUAAACCAGAAGAAAAUUCUCCACCAUCAUCUCCACCACCUACACUCAUGAAUUCCACCGUAAAACUUUCUGGUACAAAAGCCAAUGGUCUAGAUGAUCUCAUGGCCCUGGCAGGCGGUCCUAAUAGCGGACAUUCGACCAGAAGGAAAAAGAGAUCGACCAGAGGGUAUGUUAAUGUCAUGGAAAAGCUAUAA
Kluyveromyces marxianus DMKU3-1042 is the source of this 7065-nucleotide messenger RNA. RefSeq names its product COPII coat assembly protein SEC16 (gene SEC16). The record is from RefSeq and is a predicted model, not a curated record. Gene Ontology annotation, biological process: COPII vesicle coat assembly; Golgi organization; autophagy. The transcript has a single exon. Gene Ontology annotation, cellular component: endoplasmic reticulum exit site; ER to Golgi transport vesicle membrane. Bases 1 to 7065 code for a protein of 2354 amino acids. NCBI's taxonomy places the organism in Eukaryota, Fungi, Ascomycota, Saccharomycetes, Saccharomycetales, Saccharomycetaceae.